AUGAAAGAUAGCCAAGAUCCGUAUGCCGGUGAUCUCCCGUUUGGCGAAAUAGCAACCCAAACGCCGAUUCUGACGGCCAAAACACUGGAAGAAAAUGAAGAAGUUAUCACUUCCAAAGUGAAUGACCGGAAAGCCGACUUGGAUGCCGAUUUGGGCUCUGAAUCGGGCUUCAGCACGUCUUCAAGUGCUAGUAGGCCCAAAACGUGGAUAUGCGAAUAUGAGGGCUGCAACAAGGCCUUUUCAAGACCAUCACAGCUAACGGAACAUCAAGAAACUGUUCACAGGGGAAUAAAGGCUUUUCGAUGUCCCCACUGCGACCAAAGCUUUAGUCGCAAGUCUCAUUUAGAAAGACAUCUUUUUUCACACUCGGAGGAAAAACCGUAUCACUGUUCUGUGUGCAACAAGGGGGUCACUACUAAGCAACAACUACGCAGACAUGAAAUUACUCACACCAAAUCCUUCAAAUGUCCCUACGAUAACUGCGAUGAAAGUUUUCACAAACACCCACAACUUAGGUCUCACAUUCUAUCAGCACAUCUGCAAAAACUGACUUGUGAACACUGCGGUAAAAAGUUUCAGCGUCCUUACCGGCUUAAAGCGCAUUUAAAUAAACAUCAUAAUCCUGACGCCGUGUUCAAAUAUCAGUGCACCCACAGUUCGUGUUUACAAUCCUUCAAGACGUGGACUGCAUUGCAACAACACAUAAAGGAGCACCAUCCAAAGCUUUCAUGCCCAAUAUGUAACAGGGCCUGUGUCGGGGAAUCAGGUCUGGCCAUGCACAUGAAGAUACACGACACGACAACGGUCAUAAAAAAUUGGAAAUGCGAGCGCUGCCCAGAUUUAUUUUUUGCCAAGAAAACGGAUUUAGUUGCGCAUUACAUGGAAUUCCAUAGAGAGCUGGUCUCGGAUUUGCUGGCAAACGAAGAGACAUGCAGUAAACCGCACGAUACCAAACAGCCGAUUCCAGAAUUCACUAAACCAAAACGACGCUCAAAGUCAGGAGCACAUCCUCAGGAAUCUGAACUGGAGUCUAUACAAACCGAGGUGACUUUACGCAAGUAUUUGGAGACAGGAAAUUCUACAAUCUCAUUGCUGCAUCAUUCCGCUGGCAGGAAGCUACAGUGCUCUUAUCCGAAAUGUUAUAGAACAUUCAAGACUCAGGAAAGGUACGAUUUACACAUUCAGAAACACAAGAUUCAUGAGCUGAAGCUUAAAAUUCUACAGGGACGAGAAUCUGAAAUAAUACCAACGGAUGCAGACAUGGCUCAAUCAGCAGGGGAAGAACAUAGUUAA
Molecule: messenger RNA, 1293 nt
Organism: Lachancea lanzarotensis
Lineage: Eukaryota; Fungi; Ascomycota; Saccharomycetes; Saccharomycetales; Saccharomycetaceae
Gene: PZF1
Product: LALA0S13e00254g1_1
Exons: 1
Coding region: 1-1293 (430 amino acids)
Biological process (GO): regulation of transcription by RNA polymerase II
Cellular component (GO): nucleus
Source: RefSeq, a predicted model, not a curated record